Molecule: messenger RNA, 315 nt
Organism: Strongylus vulgaris
Lineage: Eukaryota; Metazoa; Nematoda; Chromadorea; Rhabditida; Strongylidae
Source: the annotation of a GenBank genome assembly
AUGUUCCGCGGGCGUAUGCUUUUUGAAAGCGAGGCUAUUUGCAGGCAGCUUAGGGUGGCAGCGGCGGCUGCUUUUAGAGUAUCUCAAGCCUAUGGUAAUCAGAAGCGUCUUGAUGUGGAAGCUAAACGAUUUGAGAAUAACGCUGCAGCGCUUGCAAAGCAGUCGGAACAAUGGCUGGCGAUCACCGAAUCACUUAACCAUGCCCUCAAGGAGAUUGGUGACGUAGAAAAUUGGGCUAAAGCCAUUCAACACGACAUGACAGUCAUUUCGACAACAUUGCAACGGGUUUAUCAAGGUAAUACGAUAUCUGAACUC